AUGCGCCCGACAAGGUCCCUCACGUGGCCAAAUAACGAUCAUUCGAGUGCCCCAUCCCAACAAGAGCCAGAACAAGAGGGAGAGAAGAUUCAACUCGCAGAACAACGAACACAGCUCGACGAAAUGUCCGACCUGUACAGAUGGGUCAGGGCAGAAAGCGCGCUAAAUAACAUAUGUAGAUUCUGCAUGAACCCUGGAGAUAAUCUGAUUGUGCCUUGCAAUUGCAAAGGAUCGAUGAAGUUUGUACACAACAGCUGUCUAAUUAAAUGGAUCAUCCACUCUGACAAGAAACAAUGCGAAAUCUGCAAGUACGAGUAUCAAAUCAAAGAGAGCAGACGGCCCAUCUAUCUGUGGGGCUUUUCCGGUGUUUCGAGGACCGACAUCCGUCGCUGCGUGCGUGGUAUUUUGAUGCUUCUGAUCGCGCUGGCCAGUCUCGUGGGCGGCGUCUUCCUGAUCUUUAUGGACUCGGAGGAGGAGCUGAACUCGGCAGCGCAUCCUGCAAACGUCACCAGCCCGACUCCGCUCGUCGAAAAAGACCGCGAAGCCUUCUUUGGCAAGCUGGCGAUCAUCGCCUUCACCCUCCUCGGCACUGCCUUCUUCCUCGUCGUCCAGUGCACCUGGUUCAAGAAGUUCUACGAUAAACUAGCGCGCGUCAAUCGAGAAAUUAAAAUUGACGCCAAAAAACAACGACUUUCAACGAUAAUCGAAGAAGGGUCAAGCUUGCCAAGUUCGUGGAACAGCCGAGACUCGGUGGUUUCGAAAGCAUGA
Oikopleura dioica is the source of this 768-nucleotide messenger RNA. The record is from the annotation of a GenBank genome assembly. NCBI's taxonomy places the organism in Eukaryota, Metazoa, Chordata, Appendicularia, Copelata, Oikopleuridae.